Messenger RNA from Closterium sp. NIES-65, 2883 nucleotides. NCBI's taxonomy places the organism in Eukaryota, Viridiplantae, Streptophyta, Zygnematophyceae, Desmidiales, Closteriaceae. The record is from the annotation of a GenBank genome assembly.
AUGAAGAAGGGAAUCCACCCCGCCUUGCAGUGGCUCAGCCUCGUCACGCCGCAGGGCCGCCUUGUGCGCGUGCUGUCCGCGCAGGUGUUCAAAUCCGACCGUCCGUUCUACAUCCGCGAUCCGGGCAAGAAGGCGGAGACGGAGGGGCAGAUCGCAAAGUUUAACAAGCGCCGGCAGGUGGAUGGCAGCCGCCACGUCAGCAUGCGGCGGAAUGACGUCAGCGCGUGGCGGCCCGCCAACGAAUUCACCAGCUGCUGUGAGGAGGGGGAUCGCGCGGGGAGAGGGGGGACGCAUGAAUCGGGGGCAGAUUCUUACAGGGGUGAUGCGUGGUGCAAUGGGGUUGGAGUGGGUGGUAAGGAGGGAGAUGAAGGUCACAUGAGUGGUAGAGCACGAGAGGGAGAGACAGCCUUUGAGGCGCGUCAAGAGUGGCAGCAGUGUGCAUGGCGCCACCAGGACGGGUACUCUGCCCUGCCCUCUCUACCGCCUCCGCAUUCUUAUGGGGAGACGGCUUUUGAGGCGCCUCUAGAGCAGCAGGAGUAUGCUUCAGUGGCGACAAGUUCUGAGGGGUCUGCAGCAGGCCCGCAGGGGUGUGCUUGGCAGACGCAGCAACAAGGGUACUCUGCCCUGCCGUUGCACUCUCAACCGGACUUCGAGCGAUCCUAUGGGAAGACUGAGACGGCCUUUGAGGGGUCUCAGCAGCAGCAGGAGCAUUCUUCGUGGCAGCAGCAAGGGGGGUACUCUGCCCUGUCCACGCACUCUCAACCGGACUUUGAGCGUUCCUAUGGGAAGACGGAGACGGCUUUUGAGGCGCCUAGAGAGCAGCAGCAGCAGCGUGCUUCAGGGGGGACGAGUUUUGAUACUGUGGAGAGUGCUGAUGGCGGUGGCGCUCCAAUGGCAGCGCUCCACGUGGCGGAGCUGUCGUCGUCCCUUCACAGGCACCCCGAGGGAUGGGAUGCGGCGCUGAUGCGAACUCUAGAGGCGGAUCCUCUAGGGGUGCAUGGUGGGGGGAUGAUCAGUGCAGGGGUGGAUGGGGGAGGAAUGAAUGGCGCAUGGGUGAACUGUGCAGGGUUGAAUGGAGCAGGGAUGCAUGGUGGAGGGGUGGACGGUGGUGGAAUGAAUGGUGGUUGUAUGCAAGGUGCAUCGCCUCCCCACACCUCUCCUGCAGAGCUCCUUUCGUGUGCGUCCACCUCCUGUCUCCUCCACCUCCGCAGCCUCUCCCCCACUCCCACUCCCACCCACCCAUCCCAUCCCGGCCUUUCCUUAUUGCCUCCGCCCGUGGUUCCUCCUCUCUCCCUCACCACCUCCACUGCGCCAGCGCCAGCGCCGCUAACCCCCCCUCUGCCCUGCUGCCCCGCUGCCACAUGCCCAACUCACACCCCUUCUCAUUCUGUCCGUUCUCAUUCUGCCCCUCCUGUUGCACCUUCCCACCAUGCGUCACACAACGCCUGGGACAUGGGUGAUCUCAAGGCCCUCCAUGAAGCCACCUUCCCCAUCGCGUACGAGUCAGAGUUCUAUUCCAACGUGGUGCAUCACAGGGGCAUCAUCUCAUGGGGUGCGGUGGACCCUUGCCAGCCUGACCGGCUGGUGGGCUUUCUCACUGCGCGCCUCGUGCCGCCUGCAGAGGCGCAGCGUGACUGGCUCGUGGGGUUCAUCACUGCACGCCUGGUCCCAGCAGCAGAGGCGCAGCCGGACCAGCUUGUGGGCUUCAUCACUGCGCGCCUCGUUCCGCCUGUCGGGGCGCAGGCAGCAUGGGGUGCAGCAUGGGUGGGUGCAGCAUGGGUGGGUGCAGCAUGGGUGGGUGCAGCAUGGGUGGGUGCAGCAUGGGUGGGUGCAGCAUGGGUGGAUGCAGCAUGGGUGGGUGCAGCAUGGGUGGGUGCAGCAUGGGUGGGUGCAGCAUGGGUGGGUGCAGCAUGGGUGGGUGCAGCAUGGGUGGGUGCAGCAUGGGUGGGUGCAGCAUGGGUGGGUGCAGCAUGGGUGGGUGCAGCAUGGGUGGGUGCAGCAUGGGUGGGUGCAGCAUGGGUGGGUGCAGCAUGGGUGGGUGCAACAUGGGUGGGUGCAGCAUGGGUGGGUGCAGCAUGGGUGGGUGCAGCAUGGGUGGGUGCAGCAUCUGCUGUUUCUGCUGUGUCUACCAACACCUACAUCACCCUUUCUCUCUCUCGACAUGCCUUCACCUCCCACACUCGUUUCUCCCAUCCCCACGGUCUCACUCUCAGGGGGCGGACGUGCUGCCUCUGGCCCCCCUUCCAUCUUGUACCUCCCCUCUUCCCCCUCGUGCCGCAGCAUCCCACCUGGUGCAUCUGCUUCUCUCCCAUGCCGCCUCCCUCCCGCACUGUGCCGCCGUCUACCUGCACGUGGUCGCAUACAACGCCCCUACUAUCUCAACAACUUUUCUCACCCCACCCCUGCCCUCCCAACCCCUGCCCUUCCUCUUGCCACCCCCCUGUCCCCACAGCAUCGCACCUGGUGCAUCUCCUUCUCUCCCAUGCCUCCUCCCUCCCGCACUGUGCGGCCGUCUACCUGCACGUGGUCGCAUACAACGCCGCAGCCAUCCGCUUCUAUCGCUCGCUGCGCUUCUGCUUCCGCCGCCGCCUCUCGCCCUUCUACUACCUCGAAGGGGGCGAGUACGAUGCGCUGCUCUUUGCGCGUUACGUCAACGGCUGGUCACCGCCCGACUCCAGGUCCCAGUUGCAAGGGCCGACUCUCCAGCAAUUGCAGCCUGCAUUCACAGCAGCUUCUGCUGCAGUGACGGCUGCCAUGUCCCUAGUGAGCUUUCGCCCACCCGCUUCUCUUCUCCGAGCUGCAAUGCAUUCUGCAUGGAUUUGCAAGUGUCUUGAGUUUUUCAGAUCAACUUUCUUCUCUAGGGAUGCAUCUAGGCUUGCUUAA